Staurois parvus is the source of this 277-nucleotide messenger RNA. The record is from the annotation of a GenBank genome assembly. NCBI's taxonomy places the organism in Eukaryota, Metazoa, Chordata, Amphibia, Anura, Ranidae.
AUGUCCACUAAUGAAGCUGCCUUGAUGGGCACUGAUAGGUUGCACUGAUAGGCAGCGCUAAUGGGUACUGAUGAGGAGGCACUGGGAUCAGAGGCGGACUGACAACUCAUGGGGCCCCCCGGGCAAUUGGGGAUCAUGGGGCCCCUGUGUCCUUGCCCACACUCAAAUCACACCCAAAAAAGCCUAUAAAAGGUACCAGGGGCAUUUUAUGGGGCCUCCUACUGACCCCGGGCCCUCGGGCGGUGCCCGAGUGCUCGGAUGGUCAGUCCGCCUCUGG